Messenger RNA from Amphibalanus amphitrite, 5756 nucleotides. RefSeq names its product CD109 antigen-like. Gene Ontology annotation, cellular component: extracellular region. NCBI's taxonomy places the organism in Eukaryota, Metazoa, Arthropoda, Thecostraca, Balanomorpha, Balanidae. The record is from RefSeq and is a predicted model, not a curated record. Bases 69 to 5015 code for a protein of 1648 amino acids. Gene Ontology annotation, molecular function: protein binding; endopeptidase inhibitor activity. The transcript is spliced from 26 exons.
AGUCGACGUCGGCGCGCGGUGCGACGCGGAGCGGGCGCCCCCGACGGUGAGCGCGCCCUACCGACACCAUGUGCGCCCCGCUGGUGACCCUCCUGGUGCUGGUGCGCGCUGCUGGUGCCGCCGAACCGAACGCUGACCCGAUUGCGUAUGCAGUGGUGCAGGACGGGAGUGACCUUAACCUGCCCGCGGGCUCUGCCGGCCGAUAUGACACGGUGAUCAGCACGCACAAUGAACCCCGGUACCUGCUGGUGGCGUCGUCGCUGGUCCGUCCCGGCACCAUCUACCAGGCAGCCGUGGCUCUGCUGGAUAUCAGCGGCAGUGCCCUCACCGACAGACUGCGCUACCCGCUCGACGUGCGAGCGUCCCUCUCCAGAAACGGAGUCGAGAUCGCCUCCUCCGUCAAAACCAUGGCGCGAGGAGACUUGCAGAUGAUGAUGAUGAAGGUGCCGAGCACCUCCGUUCCGGGCGACUACCGUCUGCGACUGGAGGGCGACCACCGGGGCGGGGUGGGCGGCUCAGUGUUCGUCAACGAGACGCGCCUCCAGUUCGACCGCAGGUUCCUCACGGUGCUGAUCCAGACCAGCCGGCCGCUCUACUCCUUCGGACAGGAAGUUCACUUCCGCAUCGUCAUGCUGCGCACGGAUCUCAAACCAUUCGAUGAUCCAAUCGACGUUUACGUUCUGGACAGUGAUGGAUACGUUAUGAGACGAUGGCCCUCGCAGUCGUCCAACAACGGGGUGGUGGCUCUCAGCUUCCAGCUGCCGGGCAUCGGAAAGGGAGGGUGGUGGAAGAUCCGCGUCAGCGUCCGAGGACAGAUCGAGGAGAAGUUCAUGAGGAUGACCAAGAUGCGCACCCAGCAGUGGGAGACGUUUGUGUGGACGCCCACAUACUUCCUGCUCUCGGACGAUAACAUCACGGGCGACUUCUCUGCCGGCUACACAAACGACAAGAGUGUGCGCGGUAACGCCACACUGGAGCUGUGGGCCCGGCCCGGCCAGCCGGCCACAGAGGCCGAGCGAGAGUUCAAACUGGUCGACACCCAGCGCGUCGUCAGGUUCUACGGCGGGGCGUCCUUCUCGUUCCCGAUGGCCUCUCUGAACGGAGCCAUCACCCGACUGGACGGUGCCGAGGUCAAAGUCGUCGUCAAGGUAAACGACUACUGGCUAAACAUCACCCAAGUCGGUUUCUGCAACUCGAAGCUCAUCAACUCGUCGAUCUCCGUCCAGUUUUUGGGCGUUGCGCCGCAGCAGUACAAACCAGGGAUGCCGUUUCAUGGACAGGUGCUGGUGACGUACCACGACCAGGCGCCGCUGACCCCUGACCAGCUGCGCGAGUCAGCGCUCGAGAUCCGCUCAUCGGGAGACUCUGCGGGCGUGAUCCGCGUGCCCAGCGAGGCCGAGGUACGCCAGCAGACCCUCUGGAGGAACGGGACCUUCUGGCGGCCGGACGGGGACGCCGAGCGGCCGCUGCUGGAGGCCGAGCGGCGCUACCUGGAGACACUGACCGAGCGGUACCUGCAGCAGCACCGCUGGUCAGAGUACCGCGCCACCGGCCUCUACCGCUUCCAGCUGGACACGCCGCCGCGCGGCGGCACACUCCAGCUGACGGCCACCUACAGCGGCGCGGACGGCGUGACCGCCUCUGCCGGCCUGCAGCUGCAGCCGUACCACUCGACUACCCGCAGCGUGCUCGCCGUGGAGACGUCCAACCGGCGCACCGACAUCGGAGAGUACGCCGUCUUCCACGUGCGCUCCAACUUCCCCAUGAGCUACUUCUACCUGCUGGUAGUGAGCAAGAACCUGGUGAUCCACGGGGACCGUGUCCCUGUGCGGGACUCGGGCGGGCCGACCGUCACCACCACCUCCGUGCCCGUGUCGGCCGAGAUGGCCCCCAGCUUCCGACUGGUCGUCUAUCACGUGACCGACGCCGGAGAGGUGGUCACCGACUCGGUCCAGGUGCCCGUGGAGGGCAUCAACCGCGGCAGGACGAAGCUGGUGCUGAACCAGCACAAGGACCACUCGAAGAACACGGUGGAGCUGGGUAUGUGGAGCACUCCGGGCGCCACCUUCUGUACCAACUCGAUGAGGGGCUACCUGUACAGCGUGCAGGCGGAGCACGAGCUGAGCCGCGCCUCGGUGCUCGCCAGCCUGCACUCGUUUGAGAACACGCCCAGAGCCGUCCACCGAGCUGUCUGGCGCUGGCGGGAUGGCAGUCGGCCCGUCAGCUCUGAGUAUUACGUCACACCCGACUACGGCAUCGACGCCAACUCGUCGUUCGCGCUCGCCGGACUGGUGGUCUUCACCGACGCACGAGUCGAGUCGGUGCCCGGCACAGCGGACUGUUUCGAAGGGGAGGCCCGCUGUCUCUCCCGCGGAUGUUAUAACGUCACCCGCCGCUGCGACGGAGUCAGCGACUGCGGCGACCACUCGGAUGAAAUCGGCUGCACACCUGACGUUACCAAGGAGGAAGAGGAGCGGAGGUUCCGCAUCCGGAGGCGCUCCACCUUCGCCGACAUCUUCGACUUCGGCGCCGGCGACUGGGCCUGGAUGCUGAAAAACAUCGGGUAUGAGGGCGGCGAGCAGCAGGUCCUACAGGUCCCCGAGGUCAACGACGACUGGUACAUCAACGGCUUCAGCAUCAGCCAGAAGCACGGCUUCGGACUCAUCGAGGAGCCCAUACACCACGUCAGUAACCGGCCGUUCUACAUGACUAUGGAGGUGGUGUCCCAAAUCCGGCGCGGAGAGACCAUCUCGGCGCGCCUGCUGCUCGUCAACAACCAGGACAUCGAGGUGCUGGCUCUGGUGGUGCUGCCCAACAGCCCCAACUAUCGGUUUGUUCACGUGGAGCAGGACGGCGUCAUCUCUCACAAGAACGUCCGGACGUCAGCCGGCGACCACCAGCACCUUGUGCCGGUGGAAGCCGGCGGCAGUGUGGAGGUGACGGUGCCGAUCAAACCGCUGGUAGAACUCGGCUCCGUGGAUAUCACCCUAAAGUGUAUCACCCAGUUCGGGCUGGACGUCGAGACGGCCACCAUCCAGGUGCAGCCGGAGGGAGUGAUGACAAGCACCCACACGUCCUUCCUGCUGGACCUGAAGAACCGUGCCGUGGACCACAAGUUCCUCAACAUCUACACGGAGCAGUCUCCGGAGGUGCCGUAUGCCACCUGGCGGCGCUUCGUCUACGGCAGUCCGCAGGGCUCCGUCACCGUAUCUGGUGACGUCAUCGGUCCCAUUUUUCCAUCGAACGCCAUGAACACCGGCUCGGUGUUCGGUAAGCCGCUAAAGUCCCUGGACGGAUCCGUCUUCAACCUGGCCUACAACGCGUGGUCGCUGCACUACAUGCGUCUCACCAACCAGCUACCGCGCUCCUUCCUGCGCCAGGUCCUGGAGAAGAUGAACGUCCACUUCCUGCUCAUCAUGAAGCGGUAUCGGCGCGGGCCGUUCCUCUUCUUCGACGGCGGCCGGCCCAGCGUCUGGGCCACAGCAUGGACGGUACGCCAGCUGCAGUACUCACAAUUCCAGGACUGGGAGAACUACCUGUACGUCGAGCCGCGCAUCCUCUCCGAGGCCGCCCACUGGAUGUGUCUCUUCCAGAACUCGGACGGCUCGUUCAACGAGACCGUGUGGUACGAGCACCCUUUGGACCAGAAGAUGGACCCGCGCUCUCGCGUACCCGGUGAGCGGCACCGGCAGCGGCACAUUCCUCUCACCGCCAGCGUGCUCAUCAGCCUGCACACCAUCCAGGAGAAGCUGCACGGCGACGCCAAGGCGGUGGUGGCCAACGCCAAGGCGCUGGCCACCCAGUACCUGGAGCGUAGUCUGCACGUGCUCGCUGACCCCUACGAGCUGGCCAUCACGGCGUACGCGCUGACCCUGGUGAACAGCGUGGACCGCGAGCUGGCCUUCAGUCGACUGGUGGCCGCCCGCCGAGAGGUGGAGGGCAUGUACUACUGGGCGCGCGAGCCGGUACCCACCCUCACCGUCAGCCGGGACGUGAACCAGCGGCCGUACCUGCAUGGCAAGAGCGAGCAGGUGUGGGACGCCCAGUCGGUGGAGGCCACGUCGUACGCGCUGCUCGUGUACCUGCAUAGAGACGGCGUCGGCAUCGACCAGGAGAAGAUGGUGCUCUGGCUCAACAGCAUGCGCAUGUGCAGCGCCGGCUUCGUCUCCACCGUGGACACGAUUGUGGCCAUGCAGGCGCUGACUGAGUACGCCUUCCGAGCGCGGCUCCGAGACAUCACCGACAUGAAGGUCAACAUCGAGUCCUCCGGGCUGAGGAACUUCCAGAAACUGGUCUCCAUCGGCAACACCACGGCCAGACAAGUCCGCACCGUAGACCUGCCGAACGUGUGGGGCCACAUCAACGUGGUGGGUACGGGCGCCGGCCAGGCGGUGGUCCAGCUGGACGUCUCCUGGGGCUACGACAAGGAGAACCUCAAGGACACGCCGCCUGUCAAGGCGUUCGACCUAAGCGUGCGCGAGAACGCCAUCCAGCAGGCGCGCAACAAGUCCAUCAUCCACGUGGAGGCGUGCUACAGAUGGGUUCGUACCGAGGAGUCGGAGACGAGCGGAGCGGCCGUGCUCGAGGUCGAGAUGCCCUCCGGCUACCGAAUUGACCAGCAUGUGGCCAACGCUAACGUCCGGAGGCACAAACGGAACCCCAACAACGCCCUGAUGAGCGGCAAAAUAUCGCCCGACAAAAUCUACUGGUUCAUUGACAGGGCCUACAGCAACUUCACGCAGUGUUUCGACUGGACCAUCUUCCGCCGCCACCUGGUGGCCAACUACACCGCCUACAGGUCGGCCCGCAUCUACGAAUACUUCGCGCCGGAGCGUUUCGAGCAGCAGAUCCUCAACUCAACCGAGCUGAACGUGAUCGACGUCUGCCAGGUGUGCGGUUCCUAUCAGUGUCCCUAUUGUCCGUGGUACAGUGGCGCCGCUGGGCGGCUACCCGGUGUACUAGUGUUUGCAGUACUCUGCCAUCAGAUGGUGUUAAUGAUGGCAGGGUGGACGUAACUAAUCCUGCAUACCCUCAAAGGCAUUUAGUGGAGUUAUCGUGAAUCUCCGAAGCAUAAUAAGUUAUUAUGCACUGUAUCCAUGUGCCAUGUAUCUCUUUUAUACUUAGAAACGUGAUCAGAAUGUUUAAUCGCAUCGUAUGUAGCUAAAGGCAUGUGUCACCCGAUACUGAGCGAUACAUCAAUGCAUAGGCCUGCGUGCCCGUUUUUCCGCCCCACACCUAUCCGUGCUUCUAUCCUCAGGAUACUGGAAUCCUUCUCCUCCACCCCGCAACCCCCCUCCGGGCUGGACAGGCAACUUUAUCUCAUGCGGGCUGCUCCCUUGGAGCGGCACCGCUGCUCCUGAGGGAGCGCACCCCGUAGCCGGGUGCAGUGAGUGCCUUGGGGCUGGGUGGCCUGUCCUCUGGACGGGCUCAGCCCCGGCGACUCACUAGGGUGCCUGCCCAGACCAAUGUCUCCCCCUAAUUCCUAUCAUCCUUCCGGCUCUGCAAUGGUCUUGUCGACCGAAAGGGCCUAACCCAACAAAACAAAAACAAAUUCCGCCCCAUGUGCCAAAUAAGGUAGAGUGCUGGCGCUCAUAUUCUACGGACACUGGGUCGCAUGGACGCUUUUGACACGGGCGUUAGUACCUCUAGCACUAUGUCAAAGUGGAAUGCAAUGAGGAACUAACACAUCGAUACCUCAGGAAUCAUAACGGACUAACACCUGAUCAUGACAAAUACACUAUUUUAGCCAGGUGCUA